GGAUUGUCCUGACCCCGUCGUGAAGCAAUCAGUGCUUCGAGCGAUGCGCCCUCGCUUCGGUGCGCCGUGUGUGCUCUCUGUGUUAGUGGUCGCCCCACUCUACUUCUUAUGUUUUUUCCUGAUCAAGCGACAGUGCGGUCCGCUACCCCUGAUGCUGACGCGGCUAUGCUCUGUGGGCGUGAUGCUGGAUGGCGACAAGCGCGGCAACUCGAGAAUGGCGCAUCUUGAGGUGUUCAGCAGCUCGGCUGACUCGUCGCCACUUCAUGACACGAAGAGAAGAAGGAAGGUCCUGGAGCGGCCCUUUGCCCACAUUGUCCGACAUGCCUCUGUGAUCCGUGAGUCUGAUUCGCCAUCCCUCUUUCCCUCCCAUCACUGGGUGCCCGGCCUGCGGUUUGUGUUCGUCAUCACUCCGACGUACAGGCGAAUCACGCAGCGGCUGGACCUGACGCGGCUCUUCAACACAUUCGCUCUCGCAGCCAGUAACGUGCACAUGAUUGUUGUGGAGGACAGCGUCAACAGGACAGCCAAAGUCGAGAGAUGGCUGAAUGACAGCCUCCUAUUGCAUUGGUCUCACCUGAACGUCAGCAGCUCAUCUGGAUUGAGGACCAGGGGGGCAGAGCAGAGGAACGAGGCCAUUCGGCUGAUACGGGAGAUUGUGCUAAAUGAGGCCGAUGCGGAGCUGAAGAGAGCAUAUGAGGUGCACAAACACCAAUGCACACAGCAGACAAUCGGGGGAUUGUCUCCUUUCUGUUGCAGGAUUCCGUUGUGUAUUUUGCUGAUGACGACAAUGCAUAUGAUAUUCGCAUUCUCGAUGAGCUGCGAAAGGUCCGCAACGUCGGCACUUGGCCUGUGGGUCUGACGGCAGGACCCAGAGUAGCUCAGUACUGUGACGUCAACUCGACCACCGGCAAAAUCAAGAAGUACAACGCAUGGGGGGUGAGCGAACGAGCAACAUGCGAACACGAACGGCGGGUAGAUCCGACCAAUGCUCAUGUCGUUUCCUUUCUGUGUGGAUCUGUGUGUAUCUGCAUAGGGGCAUCGUCCGUACACGAUUGACACGGCAGGCUUUGGCGUGCACGUGAGGCACUUUCUGCGGGACCCCCCAGUGCUGUGGAAUCCCAAAAGUAGGAAGGCCUAUUCGGAGAGCGAUUUCCUCGGACAGACGAAUGUCAGCAAGUGGGACAUCGAACCACUCGCAGACAACUGCACAAAGGUGUGUGCGCGAUGAGCAAGCCAAAUUGUGCUGUGCGCAGAUGGUUCCUGUUUGUCGUUCAGGUGUAUACAUGGCACGUGAAGACCCAUAUUGGGGACAAGAAGCGGCCAGCUGACUUCGAUAAGAAAUUCGACGUCUAGAAGCGACACGAGCAUUUGUGUCAUGGUGCAUUCAUUCCUGAUGCACUGACAUUCGUACGUGUCUGUCUGCGUGCUUUUCAUGUCUAUCAGAUGUAAUUAGCAGGAUCUGACUGCCUCCAGUGGCCUAGAGAGGCGGAGGCAAGCAGUGUGUUGAUGUGAGUGAUGGUAUUUGUAGGCGUGCCCGUCCGUAGAGCGAUGCUUGGGUCCUCUUGUCAGCUGGCCCUUGUGACUGAUCGCAAUGCAUGCGAAGUGUGCAUGUGUAGACUUACGAGUGUGCAUGUGUGGUUAGUCAGCCGGGCGCUCGAUCAGGUCUCUUUUUCGUCGCAUCGAUCUCGUGACAUACACACGUGGUGUUUACUCCCAGGCAGGCAGGUGUUUUUGAAUCAGUUUCUCUUUCCUCUUGGUGUCACACGCGCUCUCAUGGUGGGCUGCUCAGCUAUCGGGCGACUGGUUUGGGAAUCCAGUGCGUGUUUUUGCUUUCAUGUCUCUCUCUCGGUUUCUUCUUUCAUGUCUCUCCCCACAUCCAUACACUGGAACGGAUCUGAAUCUGUCGGUUGUGUCAUUUGUCGGAUGUCUAUCGGCGGACUGGUUCGUGCUUUUGCAUUCUUGUCUCUCUCGUGCAUGUCGACAUGUGCAGCUGCGUUGUACUGUGUUUUGGUUCUCGCGUCGUGCGUGCCAUGCAGUGUCGAAAUGUGCCGUCUUGUCGAUAUGGAUGCUGACUGAUAUAUCGAGCGCUGCAUUCCUAUCGUACGACUUUUUCCGCACGAGUCGUGAUUGCUCUAUGGAAGACGCUCGUGUUGAAGUAGGUGUUGGGCCUCAGCUGACUGACUGAUAUGGGCGAACAGUCAAUCAAUGCACAGACGAAGGCGUAUUCGUUUUGCGUGAAUUAUGCAGAUACAUGCCGAGAGGAAGUAACUCACAGGGAAUCAAUCCAGUGCGACUCACUCACAUGUCUCCUCCGUUUUUUGGCAUCCGAAAGAACGAAAGGCAGCCAGACAAAGCAGCAGCGCCAACACUAUCUACCGCUUGCUUACCGCGCCUUCCCCUGUGAUUUGUCAUGCCGAUUUCUUGAUUGAGCUGGCAUCAUUACGUGGAUACGGUCAAACAGAUUCUCACACACACAGAAUGACGUCAGACACGCAUCUGUGCAGUGGGCAGCCAAUCGAUCGGCCUGUCCAUCCCUUUUCGACGAACCGAGAGACAGACAGACAGACAGACAGCGACCCACACAACACAGCACGUGACCUCACG
Molecule: messenger RNA, 2604 nt
Organism: Vitrella brassicaformis
Lineage: Eukaryota; Vitrellaceae
Source: the annotation of a GenBank genome assembly